This is a messenger RNA of Oryzias melastigma (Indian medaka), 1444 nucleotides long. It is a transcript of the gene dolpp1, whose product is annotated as dolichyldiphosphatase 1. Gene Ontology annotation, cellular component: endoplasmic reticulum membrane; intracellular membrane-bounded organelle. Gene Ontology annotation, molecular function: dolichyldiphosphatase activity. NCBI's taxonomy places the organism in Eukaryota, Metazoa, Chordata, Actinopteri, Beloniformes, Adrianichthyidae. The transcript has 8 exons. The record is from RefSeq and is a predicted model, not a curated record. The coding region runs from base 111 to 827 and encodes 238 amino acids. Gene Ontology annotation, biological process: lipid biosynthetic process; protein N-linked glycosylation.
GUCGGCUCGCCUGCUGCCGGGGCCCGUUUGAACGCUCAACUCCGCUCUCCAUUCGUCAGACUCGGGUCUGGGGCGUUUCACCAAAGCUGCCCCGGUUGUGUCCGGGUAAGAUGGCGUUGGAAGAGCAGUGCUCGGCACCACCUCGAUGGCAGGCCAUAUCAGCGACACACGUAGAGUUUCCCGAGGGAGAUCUGACGGGGCAUCUACUGGCUUACAUCAGUCUCCUGCCCAUAGCUAUUCUCGUGGGGUUCGUCACUCUCAUAGUGUUUAAACGGGAAUUGCACACGAUUUCCUUCUUCGGCGGUAUCCUCCUUAACGAAGGGGUGAACUGGCUGCUGAAGCACAUUCUCAGAGAGCCGCGCCCUUGUGCAGGGGCUCACACAACCCUGCACACAGAAUAUGGGAUGCCCUCCAGCCAUUCCCAACUUAUCUGGUUCUUUGUUGUUUACUUCUUUCUUUUCCUUUAUUUAAGAAUGCAUCAAACAAACAAUGCUCGAUGUGUGGACUUGCUAUGGAGACACAUACUUUCCAUUUUCCUAUUGGCUGUAGCCUUUUCAGUAUCCUACAGCAGGGUCUACCUGUUGUAUCACACCUGGAGUCAGGUUUUUUAUGGAGGGGUAGCCGGCAGCACGAUGGCCAUAAUCUGGUUCUUUUUCACACAGGAGAUGUUGACACCAUUAUUCCCCAAAAUAGCCGCCUGGCCAGUAUCAGAGUACUUCCUGGUGAGAGACACAAGCCUGAUCCCCAACAUCUUAUGGUUUGAGUAUACAGUUACCAGAUCAGAAGCAAGGAACAGACAACGAAAGCUUGGAACAAAACUUCAGUGACUGACGCAGUUCUUUAGUGCAGCAGAGUUUAGGACACACACAUACACACAUUAACCAACACAAGCAGCUGCUCACUGGGCAAAAAAAACAAAAAAAAAGCACUGAAGAAAGCAUCUCUUGGACUGACGUGGCUGCGAGCAGCGUCUGGGAAAACUGGGGUUUUAGAGGAGCCAGGACCGGACCAGGAACCCUCAGCCUAGGCAAGCCCGUCCACACGCCUUCCCUCCUUGUACAGCUUGCCCAAAAAUGCUCUUCAAUGCAUGCAAGACUGUGCAAGAGGCAUAUUUUAACUGUAAAAGCACGCGACAGGAAUCGUUUACUGGAAGGAGCCAAAAAAUAAAAAAUAAAAAUAAAAACACGGAGGCUUUGGGUGAGCGUCCAGCGAAUCAGAGGGCGUCAUUACAGCAUGUCUUUAGUGGUUGUUUUAUAAAAUGUUCUGACAGGUAGCAGCAGAGAAUGGGUGGGGUGGUAGGGUGGGGGGUAGCUUUGUUGGUAAUAUGUUGAAUUAACCAUUUUUCAUUGUUAUAUAUUUAAAAAAAGAACAAUUUCUAAAAUUGGUCAUAGUGUAAUAAGCUUGCAAAUUUGCACUUGGUGAAAUUUACAAGUAAAAAAAAAAA